Molecule: messenger RNA, 581 nt
Organism: Chrysoperla carnea
Lineage: Eukaryota; Metazoa; Arthropoda; Insecta; Neuroptera; Chrysopidae
Exons: 4
Coding region: 210-581 (123 amino acids)
Source: RefSeq, a predicted model, not a curated record
UUAAAUGUGGUUUUUAUACAGUGAUUGUUUUUAAAUGAAUUUGGGUGACCACACCACAGAAACAACAGCCAAGCACAACAAAACAACGUUAAUAUAACAACUAACUGCAAUUACUAUAUUGCUGCCAACUUUAUAUAAAUACAACAACGUUGUAUAUAAAAUACGAAAACUGGGUGGUAUUAUUGUUUGGGAUAUAAUAAGAAUUAAUUAUGAUGUUGUAUGAGAAAAAUUAUUACUGUCGGAGAAAAAUAAUUACAGCAAAGUAUUAUUAUUUUCUCAAUAUGAAGAGUAUAAUACUGUUGUUGUUUGUUAUGUUGGUAUGGGCGCAGCAUGUAGCAUCAGCACCGUCACAAAAUCAAGGAAAAAUAUUACGACAUUAUGCCAAUCAAGUUGGACCUGCGUAUCGAGGCGGACGGGGUACUGUGUUACACGUACAAGCAGUAAAUAAAGGAACAGCAUUAUUACCAUGUGAUUUGACACCACCAACAGUAAACGAUAGUGUUGUAUUGAUUGUAUGGUAUAAAAAUGAACAAACGCCAAUAUACAGAUGUAUACUUACAUUCAAAAAUAAUGAGACAUGA